Molecule: messenger RNA, 1365 nt
Organism: Staurois parvus
Lineage: Eukaryota; Metazoa; Chordata; Amphibia; Anura; Ranidae
Source: the annotation of a GenBank genome assembly
AUGGCAGGAGGCGAGGAUGGAAGGCCGCUGGUGGGCACGCGGUACGGUAAACUGCUCGGCAAAACGGUGACGGUCAAAGAUGCGGACAGAGCGGUGCACGCCUUCUAUGGGGUCCCCUUUGCUAAGCCUCCGGUGGGACCACUACGCUUUGCAGCGUCAGGACCUCCAGACGGGUGGAAUGGGGUGAGAGAGGCCACCGAACAGCCUCCCAUGUGUCUACAGACCUUAGAAGCAAUGGAAAGUAUGAUAGAUAUGAUCAAAGCCACAAUCAAGCUCCCAAAUGUAUCCGAGGAUUGCCUGUACCUCAAUGUCUUCACUCCGGCUGACCGCGGACAGGACGCCAAACUACCCGUGAUGGUGUUUAUUCAUGGAGGCGCAUUAAUUGUGGGAGGAGCCGUGAUGUUUGAAGGUUCUGCGCUGAGCGCCCAUGAAAAUGUCUUAAUUGUUACCAUCCAGUACCGCCUGGGGAUUCUGGGAUUCUUCAGCUCCGGUGACAACCAAGCUCUAGGAAAUUACGGAUUCCUGGAUCAGGUGGAGGCGCUGCGCUGGGUGCAAGAGAACAUCGCAGAUUUCGGAGGUGACCCUGACUCUGUCACUAUAUUUGGAGAGUCCGCUGGAGGGAUCAGUGUCUCUGCAUUGGUCUUGUCUCCACUAGCCAAGGGCUUGUUCCACCGAGCCAUCGCUGAGAGUGGUGUGGCUCUUGUUCCGGGUCUGAUUACCAAUUCUGAUGAGGAGACCAGCUUUGUGCGGAAUAUAAUCGCCAACAUUUCUGGCUGUGAUGUGGCGUCAUUGGUGGACUGUCUGAAGGCAAAAUCUGAAGAGGAAAUCCUUUCCAUAAGUGCUAAUUUCUUGCCAAUACCAGCCUGUGUGGAUGGAGUUUUCCUGCCUAAACCUGCAGAAGAGAUAUUGGCUGCCAAAGAAAACAACAAAGUGCCAUUUAUCAUCGGCGUGACGGAGCAGGAAUAUGGCUGGAUUGCCUCACAGGUAGGAAACCCACCAAGUUGGCAGCCAAGGUGGGUGGAAGUUGCAAACCUGAAUCUGAUUUGGUCUUUGCUGUGUGUGCAGGGCGAGAUAUCUAGUCUGGAUUACACAUUGUUGGAUGAAUACUUUGGGAACACGGACGACCCUCAGGAAAACCGAGAUCAGCUUCUAGAACUCCAAGGAGAUGUCAUGUUUGUCAUUCCGUCACUAAAGAUAGCAAAACUUCACAAUUCCGGAUCCAACGUCUUCUUCUAUGAAUUCCGGCACCGUCCGUCCUUUUUUCAGAAGAGUAGACCAAAGUGGGUGAAGGCCGAUCACGGUGAUGAAAUGGUCUUUGUGUUCGGAGUUCCCUUUAUGACAGACGGCUCUCUCAACAAAUCAUAG